CUCAAAAAUCCCUCAAACCCCACCCCCAAUGGCGGGCUCUUCCUCCUCCCCACUUCGAAACCCCAAACCCUAGCCUCACCCUCCAAAAUCCCCGCAACCCGGCGACCCCCUCCCCCUCCACCGCAAGCCCCAAUCCCUCGCUGAUGCGGCCGCCGGCGCCGAAGCAGCCGAAGCCGGCGCUGCCGAUGCCGAAGCAACUCAAGGUGGAGCACCCGGAGAACGAGGCAUUGUCCCGCUACUUUCUGGAGAAGUGGCGGAGGUUGAUGCAGGAACCGGACGGACUCUCGGAGAACAACUACCUCGCGAUCGCCAGGGCCAAUCGAAGCCUAUGCGCCGCCAAGGACCCCAUUCGAACCCUCAGGGACUUCUCGAAGAUCAAGGGUGUGGGGCAAUGGAUCAUAAGGCUUAUGGAAGGGUUCUUUGCAAACUCCAGUCAGGACUUAUCUUCCGUAAAAGGAAAGAAAACAAGAGGACCAAAAUGUUAUUUGCCAAGGAAGAACACUGCUGCUUACGCAAUACUGAUCACACUCCAUAGGGAAAAGAUGGGAGGGAAAGAAUUUAUGAUGAAACAAGAGCUCAUCGAUGCUGCCGAAGCCAGUGGUCUGUCGCAAGACGCGAUUGGUCCAAAUAAAAGUAAAGCAAAACAGAGUUUUGGGAAGGACUGGUACACUGGCUGGAGCUGCAUGAAGACAUUGCUCUCUAAAGGACUUGUCAUCAAGAGGCGUAGCCCAGCAGAGUACUUGUUAACUAAAGAAGGGGAAAGCACUGCUCGUGAUUGCCUUUCACGGUCUGGAUUAGAUGAUUCUGCAGGACCUUUACUGAUAAACAGUUCUCACAGUGCAUCUGCUGCAAGUCAAAUUCAAACUACUAAUUACUGUGCUGAAGGAAGCAUUUGCUGUGAUUCAGAUUCAGAUUCAGAUUCAGAAGAAUCUUAUAGAAAAAAUUCAGAAGAACCUUGUAGAAAAGACAGUCUUCUUAAAGGCAAUGGACCAACUACUGAUUGUGGAUGGCCAGAUUACUCAGCUUCUAUUUCUCCUCUUCCAUCCCAACAAAUAUUCAACCUGCAAUCUUCUAGUACAAUGGUAUUGGGUGCUGAAUUCAAUAUGCUAGACAAGGGUACUGCAUUCACAGACGACCCUAUACUAGCUAUGCCACCUCGUCAAUCCAAUGAAAAAUUUCUUGAAGCUUAUGAAGUUGUGUUCAUAUUGGAUAAUCGUGAAAAAUUCGGGUCUCGUUCAAAAAUUGCUGAUAUCAUUCGAUCACAGAUCCACGUACCUGUCGAGGUUAGAAAGUUACCUGUGGGAGAUGGUAUUUGGAUUGCUCGUCAUAGAAAGGAUCGCACGGAGUAUGUUCUUGAUUUCAUUGUUGAAAGGAAAGAGAUUUCGGAUUUUGAUGGCUCAAUUGAAGACAACAGAUACAGAGAUCAGAAAUUAAGGCUGAAGAGAUGCGGGUUAAGGAAGAUGAUAUAUCUUGUCGAAGGUGAUCCAAACAGUCCAAAUGCAACAAAGAGGAUUAAAACAGCCUGUUUCACUACUGAGAUUCUUGACGGAUUUGAUGUUCAGAGAACCAGUGGGUAUGCUGAUACUCAGAGGAGAUAUGGCCAUCUUACACGUUCGAUAAUGGAAUACUAUGAUGCAAACUUCUCAAUUCAUGCUAAAACUUCUCCUGUUUGCCCAACCUAUGAUGAAUUUGAGAGGAAGUGCUGUGAUCUUAAGAAGACAACAGUGAGCCAAAUAUUUGCCCUUCAACUUAUGCAGGUGCCACAAGUAACAGAAGAAGCUGCACUAGCUGUUAUAGAGCACUAUCCAACUCCCUUCUUACUGGCACAGGCAUACUACAUACUUGACGGUGAUACCCCUACCCAAGAGGCGAUGUUGAAAAACAAGAGCGAGGUGGUGGAUGCAGGAGCAAGCCGAAGCAUCUUCGAGCUUUUCUGUGGCGGUGGACGAAAUAUUCAGAAAUAGUUUCAGACUGGCGUAACUGGCUUUUGUAUCACCGUCUUGGUGAUUGGUUUUCCAUCUUUUGUGUAUAGCUCACUAGCUCCCUUAGCUAUUUACCUGCUGCAUGGCUUUCAUGUUCUGAAGCAAAUGGUGCCAUCGAACACUGAGUUUCAGAGUAUGUAAUGUAGUCAGUCGCUACUAAGAAAAGUCUUAGCUUAGUUUCGCGUCCUGUUUAGAGUACUUGGCUGUGGUCUCUAGAUUGUAAGAUAUGGGAUUAUCACGGGAUGAGGUGAUUUAGUAUCUCAUAAAUAUCUCUUA
This is a messenger RNA of Setaria italica (foxtail millet), 2258 nucleotides long. RefSeq names its product crossover junction endonuclease MUS81. Gene Ontology annotation, molecular function: 3'-flap endonuclease activity; crossover junction DNA endonuclease activity; DNA binding. Bases 144 to 1964 code for a protein of 606 amino acids. Gene Ontology annotation, biological process: mitotic intra-S DNA damage checkpoint signaling; double-strand break repair via break-induced replication; resolution of meiotic recombination intermediates. NCBI's taxonomy places the organism in Eukaryota, Viridiplantae, Streptophyta, Magnoliopsida, Poales, Poaceae. The transcript is spliced from 15 exons. The record is from RefSeq and is a predicted model, not a curated record. Gene Ontology annotation, cellular component: Holliday junction resolvase complex; nucleus.